AUGCCCCACCCGUCCUCCCCUCCACCCUGCAGCUUUCAGGCUAAAUCCAAACACUUGGCCUCACCCAAUCCAAGUCGCGCGGCCUCUGUGCACUCACCUUUUGUGCGCGUGUUUCUCCUGAUAGCCGCCAUUACAAGAGUUUUAAAGCUGAGUUUCGCUGUGGUCAUCGCUUUCUUCGUCUGCUGGGCACCCUUCCACGCGCAGCGCCUGAUGACGGUGUACAUCAACCCGGCUGAGUGGACUCCAGAACUGCUGUUGGCCCAGAGCCAUCUCUUCUACAUCUCAGGCGUCCUGUACUUCCUGAGCUGCACCGUCAACCCUAUCCUGUACAACCUGCUGUCCAGGAAGUUCCGCCAGGCUUUCAAACGGACGCUGUGUCGCUGCUGCUUCAACCUUGACACACAUUCCAUCCCCGCGUUCUACAAGCUCAAGGCCAAGUUCGUGGGCGCCGAGCACCCCCUGCGGCCCCACCCCAGCAACUCUUGCUUCCUCUACCAGGACAACGCCAUCCGUCUGGCCAAGUUCACGGACAACGAGGUCAGGAAAGGUCACCGCCUGCUGCCCUACGGGUACCCCUCCACGGACGAGACCACGUGCAAGAACUCCAGCCCCACCCAGGGCAACACCAGCGCCGCGCAUGCGCACUCGGACGGCAGGCUGCACCGGAUAUGUCGUCACAAGUACUGCUCGAGCCGGCGGGGCAACAACCUGUCGGGGAUGUCCCCCAGCGGGUCGGUAGGCCCCCAGGUGGUGGUGACGCCCAAGUCGCGCACCCUGGUCUCCUACCCCGACAUCCUGUGUCACUCCAGGCCCGACCUGGCGCAGCACGCGCACAGUGAGCGCUACUCCCUGCCGGACAGGCUGCAGUACACGUUUAAAAACAGCUGCGUCGUCUCCUGGUGA
Physella acuta is the source of this 903-nucleotide messenger RNA. RefSeq names its product tachykinin-like peptides receptor 86C. Gene Ontology annotation, molecular function: neuropeptide receptor activity. Gene Ontology annotation, cellular component: plasma membrane. Gene Ontology annotation, biological process: neuropeptide signaling pathway. Lineage: Eukaryota; Metazoa; Mollusca; Gastropoda; Physidae. The record is from RefSeq and is a predicted model, not a curated record.